AUGGCGGUUGUAGUAGAAACUACCAUAGGAGAUUUUACUGUUGAUUUAUAUACCGAAGAACGGCCACAAAGUAAGUGCGAAACAAGAAUAGAGGUUAAGUUUUCUUAAUAUUGGUUUGAAUGAAUACACUAUUGGUUUGAAUGAAAGAAAUCUCAUCGUUGAUAAUGUUGUUUAUUAACGUGGGUAAUAUUUUGCAGCAUGUCGAAACUUUUUAAAAUUGUGCAAAUUGAAGUAUUACAACUGGAAUCUAUUCCACUCCGUUCAGAGCAAUUUUAUUGCUCAAACUGGGGACCCGACUAGUACUGGAAAAGGUGGCGAAAGUGUCUAUGGAAUAGUAUUAGGUGAGAAAGCAAGAUACUACGAAGCAGAGCAAAUACCAAAAAUAAAGCAUGAUAGAAGUGGCUUAUUGUCUAUGGUUAAUUGUGGCAACAACAUGCUUGGAUCUCAGUUUUUUAUCACUCUUGCACCUGAACUUCAAUCAUUGGAUGGAGAGCAUUGCAUAUUUGGUGAAAUUACCGAAGGCCUGGAAAUUAUUCUCAAGUUUAACGAAACUAUCUGUGAUGGAGAUCAUAGACCGUACCAGGACAUACGUAUCUCUCAUACUGUUAUUUUGGAAGAUCCUUUUGAAGAUCCAAAGGGUUUUAUCGUGCCUGAUCAAAGUCCACCACCCUCUAAAGAAGUCUUAAUGAGCGAUAGAAUCGGUGCUGACGAAGUGAUAGAUGAUACAGCUGGUAUGACGGCAGAGGAGAUUGUAGAAAUGCAAAGAGAUAAAGAAGCUAAAGCAAGAGCUACAAUACUGGAAAUCGUGGGUGAUAUUCCGGAUGCAGACAUGGCUCCUCCGGAAAAUGUCUUAUUUGUUUGUAAAUUGAAUCCUGUUACAACGGACGAUGACCUGGAAAUUAUUUUCAGCAGAUUUGGAAAAAUUAUUGGUUGUGAAGUCAUUAGAGAUCGGCAAACCGGAGACUCGUUGCAAUAUGCUUUUAUUGAAUUUGCCGAUCACAAAAGUUGCGAAGAGGCGUAUUUUAAAAUGGACAACGUAUUGAUCGACGAUCGUCGUAUACACGUUGAUUUUUCGCAAUCGGUAGCCAAAAUGAGAUGGAAAGGCAAGGGUAAAGGCAUACAAUAUUUCGAUGAUAAAGGAAACGAGCUUGGAAAUAUGGAUCAACGGAUUAGACAUGAAGAGGAAAUAUUAGAACACAGAAAACACGAGCGUAGGAAGAACGCUGUUAAAGAUGAUGCCAAAUACGUUUAUAACGGGGAUAGAUAUGUAGAGAAGGAAAAGUAUAAGGCGCAAAGGCAUCGUGAUGGCGAAAGAUAUGACUACGAUUCCAGACGCAGAAAAGAAAGGAAAAGGAAAAGUAGAGAUAGAAGUAAAGAUAAAAGCAGAGAUAGAAACCGAGAGAAAAGCAAGCGGGAAAUUUAUAAAGAGCAGAAACAGAAAAAGAGAUACGGCAGUGAGAAAAAAAGACGGGAUAGGGAAUGUUCUAAUUCUAAUAGCGAGGAUUCAAGACACGAGAAAUAUAAAGAAAGAUACUCGAGUCAUAAAAAAAAGCGUGCUAAAAAUCGAUCCGUAGAAAGGUGUGAAAAAUCGGAAAAGCACAAGCAAAAAAGGAGAUGA
Messenger RNA from Heterotrigona itama, 1618 nucleotides. The record is from the annotation of a GenBank genome assembly. Lineage: Eukaryota; Metazoa; Arthropoda; Insecta; Hymenoptera; Apidae.